This is a messenger RNA of Paramacrobiotus metropolitanus, 3971 nucleotides long. RefSeq names its product ribosome quality control complex subunit NEMF-like. The coding region runs from base 205 to 3141 and encodes 978 amino acids. Gene Ontology annotation, molecular function: tRNA binding; ribosomal large subunit binding. Lineage: Eukaryota; Metazoa; Tardigrada; Eutardigrada; Parachela; Macrobiotidae. The transcript has 5 exons. Gene Ontology annotation, biological process: rescue of stalled cytosolic ribosome; ribosome-associated ubiquitin-dependent protein catabolic process. Gene Ontology annotation, cellular component: RQC complex. The record is from RefSeq and is a predicted model, not a curated record.
CCAGAAUAAAUGUCUGCCAGAUGUUUAGAACAGAACUUUUUGCGUGUCAUGAUGACAUUAUUUUAUCCCAUUUGAAUUUUUAUAAGGAGAGAAAAAAUCUGAAAGAUGAUGAAAUUUGUUUGCAGGUUUUAACAAUAUUAUUAUCUGUCUGGAAUUGUUUGGCAGAGUUCUGUGUACGAGAUCGACACACACCGAUCCCGAACCAUGAAAGCUCGUUUUACCAAUAUUGAUAUUGUCGCCGCUGUGCGGGAACUGCAAGGAUUGAUCGGUCUGCGCGUAACGAAUGUUUAUGAUGUCGACCACAAAGUGUACCUUUUCAAGUUCGCAAAACCUGAUUCAAAGGUGAUGCUGUUAGUGGAGUCUGGAAUCCGCAUACACACCACAGAUUUUGAAUGGCCGAAAAACUCCGCACCAUCAAGUUUCGCAAUGAAGCUGCGCAAGCACAUUAGAAAUCGCCGAUUAGAACGUAUUCAUCAACUUGGCGUCGACAGAAUAGUCGACAUGCAAUUUGGAAGCCGCGAAGCAGCGUACCAUGUAAUUGUGGAGUUGUACGACAGAGGAAAUAUUGUGCUCACUGAUAAUUCUUACAAUAUCCUGAAUAUCUUGCGAUCCAGAACGGACGAAGAUACCGAUGUGCGUUUUGCGGUGCAUGAACAAUAUCCAACACAGAUGGCCAAACAGUGGACUCCUCCUCCCAGCGAAAAAGAAAUUCGAGGAUGGUUCGUUAAUUUGUCUGGUAAAGAUCAGCUGAAGAAAAUCUUGAAUAUCCAUCUUUUCUAUGGGUCAGCGCUGGUGGAGCACGCAUUGUUGAUAACGGGACUCGUACCCAAUCAAAAAGUUGCGAAGGAUGCGAAUUUAGAAGCGCUCAUUCCCAAAGUCAUCGACGCAUUGCAAGUAUCAGAAAAUUUGUACAAACAGUGUUCCGAAUCAGUUGGAAAGGGGUAUAUCACCUACAGAACGGAGAAAAAAAUUCAGGCCGGAAAAGACGAAGAAUGCGAAGUUUAUGAUGAAUUUCAUCCCGUAUACUUUCAGCAGCUGAAAAGUGUACGUUCUCUUGAAAAAGACACCUUUCUGACUGCAGUGGACGAAUUUUAUUCGAAAUUAGAGAGCCAGAAGUUGGAUAUGAAUAUUCUGGAACAACAGAAACUGGCACUGAAAAAACUGGAGAAUGUUCAACGGGAUCAUGAGCGUCGCCUGGAUGCGUUACGUCAAACCCAAGAAAAAGAAGCUCUCCAGGCUCGCUUGAUUGAAGAGCAUGUAGAAUUAGUGGAUAAAAUCAUCGUUUACAUGCGAACUAUAAUGGCAGCUGAAUUAUCCUGGCCGGAUGUGGCCGAGCUGCUUGAGCGAAGACGCGAACGAGGAGAUGAAAUUGCCGAGCGAGUGGUCAAGGCUGAUAUUGCACGGAAUACAGUGACCAUCGUUUUGGAUAACCGUAAUAACCGCAGCGACGAAGAUAGCGACACCGAAGAGCAGGAUGACGUGGUGAAGCUUGACAUUAAUCUCGGACAGUCUGCUUUCCAAAAUAUCACCAGGUUACAUUCCGUGAAAAAGCAGGCAGCGGCCAAAGAACACAAGACUAUUGAAGCAUCUGAAAUAGCCCUUAAAAAUGCCGAAAAGCGGACUAGGCAGGCACUGAAAGAAGUGGCUACAAUUGGGACAAUAACAAAGGCGCGGAAAACGUAUUGGUUUGAAAAAUUUUUUUGGUUUAUCACUUCGGACAACUAUUUGGUCAUUGGUGGCCGUGACGCCCAGCAGAACGAAAUAUUGGUGAAACGCUAUUUGAAAACUAACGAUUUCUAUGUUCACGCGGAUUUGCAUGGGGCCAGCAGUGUUGUUGUUAAAAAUCCUUUGAACACCCCGCCGCCACCGAAAGCUCUGGAAGAAGCUGGCGUCAUGGCUAUCAGUUACAGCAGUGCGUGGGAAGCUAAAGUCCCUUGUCGUGCUUGGUGGGUGUACAGCCAUCAAGUUACCAAAACGGCGCCGACGGGAGAAUACUUGACCACGGGUAGCUUUAUGAUACGUGGACGAAAGAAUUUUUUUGUCGAUUUGCCCAUGGUAAUGGGAUUCGGUAUAACCUUUAAAAUCGAUGACGCUUCGGUGCAGAACCAUAUCGGACAAGAAGAUCGGGCUGAAACCGAAGCUGAUGCAGAAGUAACUACAAAUCCUGGUGAAGAUGUUGCACUGGAAAUGGAUAACAGUUCCGAUGACGAAGCGGAAGUUGCGACUGUAGAACAAGAAUCGGGAGAUAUUAAUUUGCUACGCAGUUUGGCUUCUCGGAUUUUGUCAACUGGUGUAGAUAACGAGGAAAACACGCUUAUCACGGCUACAUUGUCUGGCUUUGUUCCGGCGCAAAAAAGUGGGUCUCAGAAAGCAAGCGUUAAGCAAAGCGGAGAGUUAAAAGUUGUACCGCCGAAAAUUAAUAUUACAAAGGCUGAUGUCAAAGAGAAGAAUAAGCCAAAUGCUGUCGAAGAUGAUCACGAUUGGUCGGAUUAUAAAAAGAAAAAGGGAAAAUCUGCUCCCCGGGCAACAAAAAACUACACCCAGCGACACCAAGGUCUCCCGGAAAAGGUUCGUAAGAAGAAGACAGAUAGAGGGCUCAAGACUGAAGAAAGUAUUGCUUCCCUUGAUGAUUCCGUAAAACUAACUGAAGAGGAAACAUCUCAAAAUGUGAUGAAUGAGAUCGAAACUGCUGGAGCAAUGGGAGAUGAUGCGCUGGUGGAACAACCGACUGAAACAACUUCGGACCAGUCAUUAAGUGAAAGGAAGCCCGGGACGGAAGAGCGUGAUGAAGAGGAUGUGGAUGAGGAUGAGCCGGUGACAGCUGCCACCGAGGAUUCACACUUUUGGAAAACAUUUAUUGGAAAUCCGCUGCCCAACGAUAUCCUGCUGUUUUGCCUACCCGUUUGUGCUCCAUACGCCGCUAUGCAAAGUUUCAAGUACAAGAUGAAAUUACUCCCGGGCACGGCGAAACGCGGAAAAGCAGCCAAAGCUUGCUUUCAGGCAUUUAUUAGAGACAAAACGGCCACAUCUACAGAAAAGGACAUACUGAAAUCGAUCAAGGACCAGGAUUUAUCGCGCAACUUUCCGGGCUCUGUCAAGGUGGCAUUACAGCAGCCCAAGUUCAAACAGCGACGAAAAUAAUGGAUGUUUUGUUCUUUACUAAAAAAACCGGUUCUGUUACCCCAACGAGCAGAGAUAUACUUCGGAUAAUAUUCGGAUUAUAAACUGGAAAUCUUGCGCUUAUUGGUGUAUUUGCUCAUGGUCAUGUAAUGACUGCCGCCUUUGGUUAUUUGAAUACGGAACGGUCCAUCAUCCUUAACCGGCUCCGGCGGGACGUUCGCUAGCCGUGCCAUUUUCCAGCUGGUGAAAACAGCAAUUAAACAAAUGAAUCCCUCCAUGCCUGCAUCGCUCAGGGCAAUUAUGAUCCAAAUGUCUUUCUGGUCCUUCUGAAAUGUAUUCCCGUCGUUGGUGUGGUAGACGAGUCCCAGUCGUAACAGCUGGAUACUUAUUAACAGCAGGAUCAUGGCACACACCGAGACCCCGAUGAAAAGAUGUAUCUGUUGCAAAUCAAUAGAAAAGUGAUUUUAUGAGCUGAUUUAUUGGCCAAUUAUAUGGUUAUUUGAGUGAUUUACCAUGUACACUGUUCGCUUCCGCGCUGCACUGAUUCCACAAAAUCCCGCCACUACAAACUGAGUUAUAACGGUGUGAUUAUCACGUCUUUGAUGAUUAAUUUAGUUUUACAUUUCCACCCUAAUCAGAAUAAUUCUUUUUGACGCCUGCAAUAAAUUCUGAAUUUUCCUGUCGUCUGAUAUUUGGUAACACGUAUACUGACGGAUCCACAUGGUAUAAGCGGCAUUUUAGAUAUUCCAGUGUUUUGUUGUUCUAAACCUGAUAUGAAAUAUGCCGCUAUCAUUUUCCAUGGCCAUGUUCACCUUGGCAGAUUUUGAUUACCGCAUUGUUUGCGCUGGAUG